Molecule: messenger RNA, 14936 nt
Organism: Scophthalmus maximus (turbot)
Lineage: Eukaryota; Metazoa; Chordata; Actinopteri; Pleuronectiformes; Scophthalmidae
Product: golgin subfamily B member 1-like
Exons: 32
Coding region: 173-14581 (4802 amino acids)
Cellular component (GO): Golgi apparatus
Source: RefSeq, a predicted model, not a curated record
UCCUCCUCUUGACGGCUGACUUCUUGUUGACAAACGUGACCGAUGUUCAUCUUCUCUCGGUCCCGUUUGCACCUUCUUGUCGCCGAGUGGAAUUGAAAUGUGAUUUGACGGGAUCCGGUUCGGACGAAGAUGGAUCCCGCGUGACGCCGUGAAUCCGGUCUAACGUGACAUCAUGCUGAAGUGGCUUUCCGGUGAAGAGGGAGCGCCAGGGUCUGCAGGCCCUGGCUCUCCCCGCCGAGAUGCUGCUGCUGCUGCUGGCGGCGUCGUCGGAGAACUCGCUGCAGAGGAACUGUCGGAGCGACUGAACCAAACGGAGCAGCUCGUCGCUCAGCUGAAGGAGAUGAUCCGGGAAAAGGAUGCGACACUCCGCUCCAAAGACGAGCAGCUGAAGGUGGAGAAGGAGGCGUCUGAGGCCAAACUGUCGAAGCUGCGUCUCCAGAACAAGGCGAAGGUGACGUCGCUCUCGACGCAGCUGGAGGAGCUGAAGACGCAACAGGGAGGUCAGGGAACGCCGACGCACGGCAGGAAGGGCUCGUCGGAGGAACACGCCAGUCGAGGGAAGAUCGUCCUGCUGAAGAAGAAAGUGGAGGAACUAGAACAGCAGCUCGUACAAAGAGACAAUGAGCUGGACAACAAGCGGAAGGAGGUGGAGUCCCAGCGGCAGCGUGGGGAGGAGAUGGACACAAUGCUGACGGAGAAGGACCGGAAACUGGAGGAGAAGGAGGCGUACAUCGUCCACCUGCAGACGGCGUCGGCCGGAGAUCAGCCCGUCGUGCAAAAGGUGGCGGAGGACGGUGCGGCAGCGCAGGAGCUGCAGCUGCUGCUGCAGAAUCUGACCAGGAAGGUGGGCGAGGCCGACGAGCGCUACAGUUUGCUGCAGGAGCAGACGGACAGUCUGAAGGAGCUGCUGGUCACGGAGAAGGAGCAGUACGCCCAGAAGGAGAACAUGUACAAACAGAACAUCCAGACGUUCAAAGACAUCAUCAUUGAGAAAGACCAGCAGCUGGUGGAGAUAAACCAGACGCACGAGCAGGAGCUCUUCAGACUCGCAGCCAAGUCUGACGCCAGCGCCGACCUGGAGCAGCUGUUGAAAGCUCUGAAGCAGAAGCUCCAUGAGAAGGAGGAGGUUCUUCUGGGUAAAACCCAGGUCAUCGACGUCCUGCAGGCGGAGGUGGACGGACGGGACGGACAGAUAAAGGAUCUGACUGAGCGGCUGCGGCGGCUGCAGGUGGAGCGAGAGAGCCUGGAAUCCAAGAUGGAGGCAGAGAAACACGUGAUGCGAGCGCAGCUCCGCGACCUGAUGGAGAAGCAGCAGGCGGAGGCGCAGCGGAUGGCCGAACAGCACCGGUCAGAGAUGGACCGAGCCCAGCAGGACCUCCUGGACCAGCUUGAGGAGCUGCGCAGGGCCUCGGUGGUCGCAGCGCCCCCUGCUGUGCAGGAGGCCUCGGGGGCCGAGUCGGCCUCCGUCCAAAGAGUAGCUGAGCUGGAAGCCCAAGUAAAACAAAAAACGGAAGAAGCCGGCCGAUCGGAGGCCAAGUUCUUGAAGAUGAAAGCCUGGUCCAAGUCUCGCAUCCGGCAGCUGGAGGAGGAGCUGAAGAAAAGUCAGGCUGGAGACGCCCCCCCGCAGCUGACGGCCCUGCGAAGUCGCAUCACGGCGCUGGAGGAGGAGCGAGAGGAAAACCUCUGGAGGGUCGAGCAGUACGAGGAGCUCAAAACAAAGAACGAAAUGCUGGAGGCGAAGCUGGUGGUGUACGAGGAGCAGCAGAGGACGCUGCAGGCCGAUCUGGAGCAGUUCACCAAGAGGACGGCGUCGCAGGCCAGCGAGUCGGGCAGCGCGGACGACGCUCAGAGCCAGGUCCUGGAGUGGCAGGAGAUGGUGUCGGAGGCGGCCAGCGCCAGGGACCGGGCCCGGGAGGAGAAGGCCGCCAUGGCCCUCCGCAUCAGCCACAUGGAGGAGGAGAGAGAGGGACUGAUUGAGGAUGACUGGUUCUUUCCUGGCUGCUCCGAUCCAGCACUGGCCUCUCGGCAGCAGGAGUUGGAGGAGGAGCUGGCUGAAGCUCGGGGGCUCGGCCACCACAGGGCCAAGAAGCCGACGGCUCCCGCCCAGCGGAGCCUGCAGGAGGACUUUGAGUUUGACGGACAGGUCCGGUUCCAGGAGCCGCGCAGCGCCUCGGAGAGCACGACCCCGAUGGAGGGCGAGAACAUGGGAGGUUGGUGGCCCGAGUACAGUUCCCCUGAUACAGACGGUUUGCGGUCGGUCGUGGAGGAGCUGGAGCUGGAGAGGAACCAGCUGCAGGAGCAGAUCCUGAGUCUGGAGGAGCGCUGUCAAGACCUGGAGGACCGGCUGCAGCUGCAGGCGCGAAUCGAGUCGCUGCAGAACGAGUCGGAGAAACUUCAGAGUCAACUCGCCGCCAUCCGGAGUCAACAGAUGCGAGAGGCUGAGAAGCAUCAGCUGCUGGUCAGCAGCCUCAACGAGCAGCUCAGAGGUAUGAGCGACACACAAGAGUGCCUGGAAAGUUCCCUGAUCGAGAAGGAAAACACUUUGGCCAAGACGUCAGAGAAACUCGAGCUCAUCAACAGCCUCCGAGAAUCUCUGAGCGAGAAGGAAAUUCAGUACAAAGACGCGUCGGAGCGACUCCUUCAGACUGAGCACGCUCUCGACGACAUCUCAAAGAAAUAUGGCAGCUCAGAGAAACGAUGCUCCGAGUUGAAAGCAGAAGUUUCCGACCUCACGCAGAAGUUCACCGCGCUGAAGGAGAAGACACAAAAGCAGGAAGUCACCAUAGAAUCUCUACAAACGGAGCUGGAUCAGACGAACGAGGAGCUGGACAAAAUCAACACGGCUCACCUGGAGGAGCGAGCCCAACUCAUCCACGACCUUCAAGCCUGCGAGCGGGAAAUCGACGGUCUCAAGGAAGUCGCGUUGGAGAAGGAGAAGGAGAUAUCGUCGCUCUCCGCCAACGUGGUGGAGUACACGGAACAGGUCGCGGUGCUAAAGCGGGAGAUCAAACUCAAAGAGGAGAACCUGGUCCACGUGGAAACGGCGCUGAGGAAAGCCGAGCGGGAGGCGGAGAUUAUCAGAGACUCGCAGAGCUCGGACCAGCAGACCCUGAACAGCAAGUUCACUGAGGUGGUGGAGAAGCUCAAGGACACGGAGGCGGAGUUGGUCAGGGCCAAAGAGGAAAGAGAGUCCAAAGUGUCCGAGGUGGAACAUCUGCUGAAGCAGACGGAAGACGACCAGAGAACCGUUCAGGAGCUUCGAGGGGAGAUCCAGAAACAGACAGUGAGCCAUCGUCAUCAUCUCUCUGAGUGUGAAACACACAUUGCCUCGCUGAAGGAGCAGCUGAGUUCGUCCACGCAGAAGCUGCAGGAGUCAGAAGAACUCGCUUCGCAGCUCAAGGACAAAAACACAGACAGUGAGAAACUACACCAGGAGCUUCAUGACAAAGAGCAGACGUACGAAAAAGAACUGAAAUCCUUCAAGGAAGAGCACAACAAACUUCUGGCUCAGGUGGAAAAAUACAACAGUGAGAUUCAGACAUUGUCCAAACAGUUAGAGGAGCGAGUGCAGAGUGAGGAACACAUCAGACGAGAGAUGCAAGCGAAGGUGGAGUCGAUUGCGUCUCUGGAAAACCGAGCGGAGGACGAGCGGCGUGAAUUCAACAGCGAGUUACAAGCCCGGGAUUCCGAGAAGCAGAAGUUGAGCAACGAGCUCAGAAGCAAAACUGAAAACGUCUCCAAACUCAAGAACCAAUUGAAAAGUGCAAAGACGGAGAAACGGCAGCUGAGUGACGAGCUGGAGCUGCAGAGGCAGAACGUGAAGGAGCUGAAUGAAAAGGUGACGUCUGCACUCGACCUCCACAGCCGCCUGGAGGAUGAGGUGAACCGCCUCACGCAGGAGAAAGAGACACUCGAGCUGGAGGUGAGCGAGAGCGUCAGGAACGUCUCAGGUGUGACAGUAGAAAAAGAUUCCUUGCAAACCAAAAUAUCCACGCUGGAAACGCAGCGUUCGCAAAACGACAGAGUCAUCGAAGGGCUACAAAAAGACAAAGAGGAACUGACGCUUCAGAUCCGUGAGUUGAACAGAGUCGUCGAGCAGAGCGCACACUCGAACUCCGAGGUCCUGCUGGAGAAAACCAACGAGUGCCGCGAUCUCGGCCGGCUGCUCGGCGAGCGGCAGGAGGACGCCACGCGGUUGCAGGAAAGAGUGCAGAGCUUGACCUCUGAGGUGGAGCAGCUACGGCGCGACGCGGCGGAGAAGAUGCAGACCGCCGGCGACCUGCACGCACGAUUACAGGCCGGACAAAACCAGCAAAUGCACCUGGAGGAAACGCUGUCGCUGCUGCGAGAACAGGAAGCGGAGCAGAACGCCAUGUUGAAGGAGAAGCAGGAAGAGUGCGGCCGUCUGCAGGAGGAAGUCGCAGCUCAGAAGAACGUUGUGUCCGAGCUGCAGGCCACGGCCGAAUCGCUUCACGAGGAACAGUCCCAGCUCAGGCUGCGACUCCGAGAGAGAGACGAAGUGUUGGAAGACACGACGCGACAGUGUCAAAAACACAAAGAUGAGCUGAACGAUAUGAACGAGACCGUCAAGGCUCAGAGUGACCGGAUCAGUGUCGUGGAGGGAAACGCCAGAAAGCUGGAGACUGAGGCGGAGCAGCGGCAGGCGGAGCUGAGGCGCUCGGACGACCGUGUCCAGGCCCUCGCCGAGGAAAACCAGCGGCUCCGAGCUGCUUGUGAAUCCAGACAGAAGGAUCUCGCUCUGCAGACCCAGGCGGCGUCGGACCUUCAGUCACAGCUGGAAACAACCGCCGAGCAGAACUCCUGCUUCAGCGCGAGCGUUAGCAGGCUGACAGAAGAUAACCAGAGACUACAGGAAGAGUUGGCACAGAACAUCAGAUCAGUUUCUGAACUCACGAUUGAGACGAGUUCACUCCGAGAGAAAAACUCUGCGCUCGAAAUCUACAUUUCAGACAAAGAGAAGACAAUCAGCAGCUUGUUGAAGGAGAAGGAGGAGCUCAGUACCGAGGCGCAGGAAUUAAAAAAUGUCCUGAAGGAAAGCGAACUGUCCAACUCUGCGGGUUUGCUCGAGAAAACGAGCGAGUGCGCCAGUUUGUCAAAAACGUUGAGGGAGAGAGAAGAACAACUUCAGAGUUUACAGGAGCAAGUGGACGAUUUAAAAUCGCAAGCGAGUCGACUCAACGUGUCCCUGAACGAGAAAGAUCUGACGUUAGCAGAGCGGAGUUCCCAGUCGGAGGCUCGGCAGAACCAACUGCUGCAGCUGCACGACACCGUGUCUGCGCUUCAGGAACAAGUGUCGGUCCUGAAGUCGGGGCUGAUGGAGAAAGAGACGAGGAUUCAGCAGAAGGCGGAGGAAUGUCGUGUCAGUCAGAACCAAGUCACGCUGCAGAGAGACGUCGUCUCUCAGCUGCAGGACGAGGCUGAGUCGCUCAGGCGGGCGUGCUCGCAGGCGAAACUGCAGGUGGAGCAAAAAGAGCAGAGGCUGAACGACGUGUCGAAGGAGUUUCUGGACCAUAAAGAUGAGCUGAACAAACGAAACCAGUCGGUGAUUGCGCUCAGCAGUCAGCUCGGGGUCAUGAACGAGAGCGCCGCAGAGAUGGAGGCUGAAGUUACCAACCUGAAAGCUGCCGUGCAGAAACUCACCGCGGAGAACAGUCAGCUGACGCAGGAAGAGGACCAGAGGAGAGCUGAGACCAUCGAUUUAAAGGACAACCUUCAGGCGCUGAACGAGCAGAACGCCAAAUUAGAAUCUGAACUUCUGAACACAGUGACGGUUCUGUCCGAAGCACAAGAAGAGGUCCAGUGUCUCAGAAAAUCAGUCUCUGAUAGAGAGAACGAGCUGAAAGCGGCGCACGGCGAGCGGGAGGCACUUAACUUGACCGUGAAGGGAAAAGACGACUCCCUGACACAGCAGCAAAGUUUGAUCCAGCAGCAGGAGCAGCAGCUGAAACAGAAAUCAGACGAUGUCAUCAGACUGAACGCUAAAGUUUCCGAGCUCGAAGAUUCAGCCUGUGAGCUCAGAGGUCACGUCGAGCGUCUCGCCGCAGAGGCGUCCACGCUGAAAAACACCCUGGAGAAAAGGGAAGAGUGGAGUGUCGAGUACCAGAGUCAUUCUUCAGCUGCCGUUGACAAUCUUCAUUCAAACCUACAAGCCAAAGAUUCAGAAUGCGAGCGCUUGAAAGAGCAGAUUUCACACCUGGAGGAAUCCGUCUCGAAGCUGGACGACGCCCGGCGAGCUCAGGUGGCCCAGUCCGAACACCUGAAACAGGCCCUGUCGGACCAGUCCAAGUCUCUUCAGGACGUUCAGAGAAGAGCGGACGAGGCGUCGCUCUUCAGAGCGCAGUUCGUGGAAAGCACAGAGCUGGUGUCGCAGCUGCAGAGUCAAAUCCAGCUGCUGUCCGCCGAGUCCGAAAACCUCACAAGGUCAUCGCAGGAAACCCAGAGUGCCUUCAACAACCUGCAGGAGAAGUACGCAGCCAAGUUGGAGGAGUCGCAAGACGCGAGCAAGCAACUGUCCCUUCGGAGCGACGAGGUGUCCGACCUGCGGAAGUUACUGGACGAUUCCACUAACGAACGUCAGACAGCGAAUAUCUCCGUAGAAACGCUGAGAAACGAGUCGUCGGCGAUCCGCCGCAAACUGGAGAAAACCGAAGAGCUGAACUCCAGCCUCUCGAAGGAAAAGGACGAAGCUUUAGCUUCUCACCAGGCGAGCGUGUCGCUGCUGACCGUCGAACUCGAAAGGCUCAAAUCGCAGCAUCUUCAAGUCGUCGCUCAAAUGAACGCGCUGACCGAAAACCUGGAGCAGAGAGAGAUGGCUCUGCAUGCGAUCAACAGCCAGUACACGGCGCAGGCCAAGCACGCGGCGCAGCUGCUUUCAGAAAUGCAAAAAGUAGAAGAGCAAAAUAAGAGACUGAGCGAGGAGAGUAGUUUGUCGAAGGAGGAAGUUAGGAAGCUUGUUGCAGAGAAGGAGGAGCUGGAGGAGAGCCUCCGAGCAAAGGUCAGUGCCAGAGAUGAAGAACUCUCCAAAUUAACAGAAAGCGUUCAAAAGAUAGAGCAGAUUCUGCAGGACUCUGAGAAAGAGUGGCUGUUAGUUCUGGAUAAAGAAACGCUGGAUAAGAAUCUACUUGCAGAGCGAUUGAAAAGUGUUGAAAAUGAAACGAGAGCUAAAGACGCUAAAGUUAAUGCUUUGAAACGAGACCUGGACAGUUUGCAGGAGAAGCUGGCGGAGGCUUCCUCCGCCGUCAGCCGAGGCUCUGAUCAACUGAGCGCCAAAGAGUCGGAGGCGUCGGCCUCCAGGGUUCAACUGGAGAAGCUGUUAGCAUCAUUUCAGGAAAAGGAUCGAGAGAACAGUAAUUUGCAACAGGCUCUAACAACCGCGGAACGGGAGUUGGAGAAACUCGUAGCAAGAAAAUUUGGUACUGACACGGAUUCAACCUCCUCUGAGAGAUCGGCCUCUUUACAGGACAUGAUAAGACAGUUAGAGGAAAGACACGAGUCCGAGGUAGAUGCUCUGAAGAACGAGUUGGAUAAAAUACAGGAAGCACUUCAUGAAGGAGGGAGGAGCGAUGAGGAGAAGGGUCGACGUGUUGCUCUUCUGCAAGACGCCGUGCAGCAGUUACAGACGCAGCUUGACGCCGAGUCAGAGAAAGUGAGAGUAUCCGCUGUCGAACGUUCCUCUCUGCACGGUGAAUUGCGAGCAAGAGACGAGCAGAUGAGCCGCAUGGUCCUUCAGAUAAGUCAGCAGAAGGAACUGCUCGCCGGACUGAGUCAGCAGAUGAGGGACAAAGACGCGUCCAUCGCCCGAGUCAUGGAAUCGGCCUCCAAUGAAAGAGUGAACCUCUGUGAGGAAAAAGCGUCUCUAACAGCAAAGCUGGAAAACCUGGAGCGAGCACACGAAACAUCCACGAUGAAGCUCGGAGAGGUUUCUCAGCAGUUAGAAGAUCGCGCCUCUCGCUCUCAACGUGAAAUCGACUCCAUGAAUUCCGAGAAGCUCGAGCUGCUCAAGGAAAACGACGAUCUCAAAGGUGAAGUGGCGAAGCUGUCCAAAGAAAAGGACGCCAUGAAGAAGAAGCUUCAGGCUGCGCUCGUCGUACGGAAGGACCUCUUGAGAAAAAUUGAGGAGUAUGAAAACCAGAAAGAAGAGAGUGUGAAUAAAAGCGAGGUCUCGCUUUUAGAGGAUGAGUUGCAGGAAAUGACGACCCGAGCUCAGGCGACGGCAAAAAUGUGUCAGGAAAAAGUUUCACUUCUGGAACGCACACUUCUGGAGAAAGAGGAUGAGAUCGUCGAGAGCAGAACGGAGAGCGAGAGACGUCUCGAGCAAUUACAGUCGGAAAAACACGUGUUGCAAACCUCGUUGAAUGAGAAAGAGACGCGUUUGACGUCCGUCGUCGAGCAGCUGCAGUCCAGUGUCGCGGAGAGAGAAAAAGCAUUUGAGCGAGACCGAAACGGUUUGAUGCAGAAAUUAGAGGAGCUUCAAAAUGAACUUGAGACACGUAAGACGGAGACGAAGGAGAAAUCUGAGUUAGAGAACGAGCUCACACAGGUGAGGUCGGAAAAGGCCGUUCUGCAGAAAAAGGCUCAGGCUGCUUUGCUGGCGCGCAAAGAGACGAUGAAGAAAGCUCAAGGGAACGAGAAGAAACUGACCCAAGAGCUGGCGGAGCUGAAAGACGACUACAAGGCUCUGCUGGAGCAACGCUGUCGGCAGACCAACGAGCUGAACGGCCUGCGGAAGACCUGCCUGACUCAGCUGGACGAACUGGGCGCUCUGCAGCAGCUGCUGGAGGAGCGAGACGGAGCUCUUCAGGAUCUCAAGAUGUCUCUGGCUGAGAAAGAGAGCCAGUGCCAUUCGCUGUCACGACUGCAGGCGGAGCUGCAAACGGCUAAAUCCCAAACUGAGAACAUGGCUCUCGAGUUGGCGAGUAAAGACGAGGCUCUCGUCGUCGUGGAGCAAAGAGCAGGAGCUCUAGAGUCCAAACUCGGCAUCGUUGGAAACGACUUGGAGAAAGCCCGGUCCGAGGUGCGAGAGGCAACUGAAGCGUUCGAGAAAUAUAAGCAAACGAUGGAGGUCGCUGAGGUAGAGGCCCAACAGCAGAAGCAAGUAAAUGUCUCUGAGGAAGAGGAGUUAAGUGAUCGGAUGAAAGCGGAACUUGAGAUGGCUCUCGCUUUGGUUUCACAGAAAUCCCUGGAAGUUUUAAACCUGCAAGAGACGUUAACGGAAACGCAGCAGCAGUUCAUCGAGGACAAACGGGUUUUAACCGAGGAGCUUGAAAAGGCUCAGGCGCUUUGUACCGAGGCAGAAAGGAACUUGGAUGUGCUGAAGCGAGAAAAAGGAAACUCUUCUAGACUAGUGGAUGAACUCAUAGGUGAUGUGGCGGCGCUGAACGAGCAGCUCCAUCAAAAGGAGCCUGAACACUUGGAAGUGAAGCUGAAGGAGAGAGACGACGCCUUGUUAGUCUCUCGGGCUCACGUUGCAGAGAAGGACGAGCUGAUCGCUGCGCUCCAACUGCAGAUACGGCAGCAGAUGAAAAUGCACGAAGCUGCCGUUGAUCAAAUGAGAGUAGAGGCCGGUGAGCUUCAGAAAUCUCAAGAAGACGGCAACAAAGUGAACGAUCGAGACAACCAGAGCAAAGUUGCUCUGCUCACGAAGAAACUACAAGCGGCCCUAGUUUCUAGAAAAGAACUCCUGAGGGAAAAUGCAACGCUCAAGGGAGACGUAGAAAAGCUUUCAGCCGGACACAACGCUAAAGAAGCAGAGUGUUUUGUCCUGGAGUCGUCGGUGUCGAAGCUGAAACGACUGAAUGCAGAUCUGGAAAGUUCCGCGUCGUCUCUGAACAAGGAGAAAGACGAGCUCGGCGCCGAAGUCGAUCGCUUCCGCGACGAUAACUGCAGUCUGUCGGCGGCUUGCGACAGCCUGAAGCUGACCAUAGAAAACAUCACCCAGCAGAAGAGAGCUUUCUCCUGUCAGCUGGAAUCGCUCAAGGACUCUCAAACGGACGAGCUGUCCAUGUGCAAGUCGAAGCACGCCGAGCUGAAGCAGGAGUACGAGUCUCUUCUGCAGGCUUACGAAAACGUCAGCAGUGAGAUGGAUCAGAUGCGACAGCUGCUGGAGGAGGCCAAAAGAGACCGACAGGAGGCCCUGAGGAAAGUUCACAAACAAGAGACCGAGACGGAGGUCGUGGAGAAGCGAGCUGGAGAGAUGGAGGAGGAAAAUGAAAGAAUCAAGGAGAGGAUGCGAAAGUUUUCCAAAGAGAAAAAGCAGAAGAUCGAGGAGCUGGAAGAAGAGAAUCAGAACAUGAAACUGGAACUGGCCGAGCACGAGGAAGAGCAGAAAGCGGCGACGUGCGAGCUGGAGGCAGAGAUCUGUCGACUGAAAGAGUCUUCAGGCGAGCUCGGAGCGAAACUCGCAGAGAUUCAGGCCGAAAGAAUCCAGCUGGAAGAAAACCUGCGAGAGGCUCGCAGAUCAUUGGACCAGACGCACACGGAAUCAAGUACAUACUCCAACAACGUGCAGCUGAAACUGGACGAAGCUCUCGGUCUGAACACGUCGCUGACUGCCCAGAUCGAGGCCCAGAAAACAGAACUCGGUGCUCAGUUGGGAAUCAACGACCUGCUCCAGGGGGAGAAGCAAAAUCUGUCCCAAAGAAUUGAGGAGAUACAGAGCGAUCACGAGCUGCAGUUGGGAAAGAAAGACGCCGUCGUCAAAGAGCUGCGGGACGCAAUCAACCGACAUGGCCAAGAGACUAUAAGUCUGAACGAGAAGGUGAGAAUCCUGGGGGACGACAAGUCUCUUCUCCAAGAGGAGCUGGAGAACGUUCAGGAGGCGUCGGACAGAGUGAAAAAUGAAAAUGAGUAUUUGGAAACGGUGAUCCUGAAGAACUCCGAGAGGAUCGACGAACUGACGGAGUCCGUCGACGUUCUGCAAACCCAGAACACGCGUCUGUCCGCUCAGCUGGCGGCCAGCGAGGAGAGGAGCGAUCGGGUUCGACGAGAAAAAGAAGAGGAGCAGCUGAAGUUAGUCCGAGAGCUUGAGGAGAAACUGAAGACGGUGCAGCGAGGGAGCGAGGGCUCCAAGAACGUGAAGAGAGAACUUCAAGAGCUGCUCAGAGAAAAGCACCAGGAGAUAAAUCAUCUGCAGCAAAACUGUAUCAAGAACCACGAGCUGAUCUUAGACAUGGAGAGCUCUCUGAAGAGCUCGCAGGCGGCCUCCGAACACUCGGAGAAGGAGCUGAAGAGAAGUUCAGAGAAGAUGUCGCUUCUCGAGGAGAGAAGCAAACGAGCCGAGGCCGAGCUGAUGACGAACAGGCGUCUCCUCCAGGAGGUGACGGAAAAGAUUCACAGGGUCGAGUCCGAGAGAGACCAGCUGGCUCUGGAGAUGAGGCGGUCUGAGCACCAGGCCACGGAGCAAACAGAAUCACCACCGAAUAUGGACCAGAGGCAAAUAAAUUCCUAUGUGGAGAACGAAUUUGCGCUACAGCUACAGAUAAACGACCUGAAGGCUUUGAAAGAUAAAGAAAGCCACAAAGUGAACGUGCUGAGACAACACGUCGACUCUCAGGAGCUGCAGAUCAACACUCUGAAGAGGGCGGCCGAGACUAACGAGGCAAAGCUCUCGGCCUUGUCUUCCACUCCUCACGGAGCCGACGCUGCCAAACUGUGGAGCCAUCUGUACCAGAAGACGUUGAGCGAGAAGGACGACCAGCUGCUCGAGCAGGGCUUUGUGAUCAAAAGGUUCCUGGAGGACAUGAGAGCCAAAGACAAAGAGGUGAACGAACUGCGAGUUACCAAGUCGAGGCUGGAGCGGACGCUGAACGAAUACUCGGUCGCGGCCGCCGCACAGCAGAGGCAGCUGUUUGUCUUGAGCGCCAGCAACGCCGAACUGAGCGAGUCCGUGGAGCUGGCGACGGUGCAGGUGAAGGAACUCGCCGCUCGAGUGGAACGAACGGAGAGAGACAAGAACGGACUCAACCGGCGGCUCGCCGACAAGGAGGACGCCAUCUCGCACAUGCAGCUGAAUCUCCAGCAAACAGAGGAGAUCAACGCGGACACGGACGCUCAGCUCCUCCUCUUACAAACUCAAAACGACCAACUUCAGGCCGACUUUGAGAAGCAGGAGGGAAUCUCUCUGCAACUGAAAACGCUGCUUCGGAGCAAAGACGCCGAGAUCUCCUCCCUGUUGUCCUGUCGAGACGGACAGAUGUCGGGGUACCUGGAACAACUCCAGGCCAACUAUCGCUCGCAGGCUGCAGUUUACGAGGACCGGUUGACGUCUCUGCGCUACCAGAGGGAAGUGGCCGACAAAGAGUUGAGAGGCCUCGAAGCAAAGGUCAAAAGUCUGCACAUCAAAGUGAACAGAUCUGUCCAGGAAAAGGAGCAGAUGGCGGCGAAGAUGGAGUCAUUCAAGAACUCGAUGGUGUCUCUGCAGAGCGAGCGGGAGCGACUCGUUUCAGACUACAGAAUACUUGAGGCGAAGAGCGAGCUGGAGUUGAAGGGCAAAGACGGCUCCGCCGACGGAGAGGGAGGUGCAGCCAAAGGCCUUAAGCAUGAAAUAAGGAAAUUGUUACAUCAGAUGGACGAUCUCAACUCGGAGAACGCGAUGCUCAGGGCCCAGCUGGUCCGGUACCGAGAGGACCUGAACCAGGUUCUGUCCCUGAAGGACAACCAGCUGAAGCUGCUGCUGAAGAAGCAGCAGGAUGUGAUCAAAAACCUGGAAACCCAAAAGGCCGCGGCCGAGAAGCAGCACAGGUUGUCUCGGCUGGACGUCCAGAAGGAAGAGGAGGCGGGCCACUCGCUGAGAGCGGAGAUUUCCGAACUCGCCGCACAGGUUUCAUUCCUGGAAACACAAGCAUCGUCUCAGAAGAAGGACAGAGCGACGACGAACGUGGCCAAAGUCAUUUCUGAUCUGCAGGAAGCCGUCGCGGCCAAAGCGGCCGAAUGUAACGACCUCCGGCAAAAACUCCUCGCUCAGAAAACCUUCGCCGACGAACUGGUUGAAAAGAUGCAGCUGGUGGAAAACGAGACGGACAAGAAACUGUCGGAAGCCGAAGACAAAUACAACAGCGAGCUGGACACCUUCGAGCGCGAGGUGGAGCUGAUGAGGAACGGGCAGGAGACGGCCGACCGGCGGGUGGAGGAACUCGCCAAAGACCUUCUCGACAUGGAGCAGCGGUUAUCGGAGGCCAACGCUCAAAGUAGAGGCGUGAAGGCUCAGAACGAGUCUCUCUGCAAAGCCAUGGCUGCUCUGCAGAACGACCGCGACCGGCUCAUCGAGGACUUCAAGAUCCUGAGGAACGGCUACGACCAAGAGCUGCGAGAAUCGCAGGCGGCGUUGAACAAGGUGGAGCGCAGCCUGCGGGACGCCACCGCAGACCUGGCCGCCUUCGGCGAAGAGAAGGACGUCCUCGUGCGUAAAGCCAAUGCCUUGGAGAGCAAAGACGCUCACGCGGAGUUGAGCAAGCUGUCGGACGAGCUGUCCAAGGCCUUGUCGGAGAAAGAGCGGGAACUGAAGCGGGUCGUCGCGGAGAACGACGCGUACGUCCGGCAGCUGUCGGCGUUCUCCAGGUCCAUGGCCAGUCUUCAGAACGACCGGGACCGGCUGCUGGAGGAGUUGGCCGUGAGCAAACGAGCGGUCGAGUCCAGACAAGGGUCGAGCCCGGAGACGGGCGCUGCCGCGUGCGUGGAACAGUCUAGAAGUGGCGUCGGUGGCGUCCAGAGCGAGAAAGACGUGUUGAAGACGGAAACUCACAGGAAGUCGUCUGACGAAAUCAGCAGCUCUCAGGAGGAAGCACCAACUUUGAGGUGUGACGCACAGAGGAAGGACACGCCCCCUGUCAGGGAAGCGACUGCUGCUCCGUCAGGUCAGAGCGCGACAACGGCGGUGAGUCAUCUGGAGGCGGAGCGGCUUCAGCUCCACAGAGACCUGCAGCGCUGCGUCUACGAGAUCCAACAGCGAGACCAGUUCCUCCAGCAGCUCAACGCCAAGCUGCAGCAGGCCGUGGAGGAGAAAGCUGCGGUCUCGGCCCAGCUGAGGGCCGUGUCCCAGACCCUGAGGGACACACAGAACCGCUGCCACUGGCUGGAGAGACAAGUCCAGGUCCAGGCUCAGGGGUCAGUCUGUGCAGAGGUCGCACCGGGAGCGCCGCAGGAGAAGAACAGCGACGUCCUGGAAGUUUCUGAAACCGCUGAAGUCGUUCAGCUCCGAGAGAGGCUGCUGGAGUUGGAGCAGAGUCUGGCGGACGAGCGAGGCCGGAGAGAUUCGGUGGAGGAGGCUCUGCGUGUCGCUGACGACAGAGUGAAGAGCGUCGCUCCGCCCCGAGACGCUCAGAGAGAUAUCCUGGUCGACAUGGAGACGGAAGAGGAGUGGGAGGGGCUAAGUCUCGACCCCAGCCAGCCUCUCAUCACACGACAGGUGAAGGGCGGUGUGGCGGCGUGUCGCCGCUGGCUCAGGGGGCGGAGCCUCUACUUCUCCAGGCUGCUGACGAGCCGCGCCCGCUCUCGUCACCUCUUCCUCGCCUACCUGCUCACGCUGCACCUGCUCGUCCUCCUGUGUCUCACCGGCGCCCUCUAGUGACACGUGAAGCGUUUCUGCUUCAUGUUCAGGACAGUGAAUCAUGUUCUGACAUUAACAUUCAGAUGCUUCGUCAUCAUCAUCAUCGUCACGGACGGUUCUGGAUUCCUCUCGUCGCCAUUUUCUUCCUCUGAUUAAUUUAAUGUUUGUUUCUGGGCAGUUGUUGAAUCAGAAUCAGUGACGACAUCUGAACUUUGUUUCACCUAAGAACGUUAAAGAACGACAACCUCCUCUCCUUCUUCUUCUCCUUCCUCCUCAUCCUUUUUCCUCCUCCCCCUCUUCUUCUUCUCUAUCCUCAUCCUACUUCUUCCUCUUCUUCUUCUUCUCCUCCUCCUCCUCCCUCUUGUUCUUCUCC